AUGGUUUGGGACCUGCUCCCCGCCGACUGGAACCCCUCGGCCUGGGCGGGCCAGUGGUUCCUCCAGACGCCUCUGGACGCCGCCGCAACCACCAAAUGCAGCCCGGCCGGACUGUCUUUCCCCGACAUCACCGGGGUGCGCAUCCUCUCGAUCGAGGCCUUUGAGCAGCGCAACUACACGUACAUCCCCGGCCCCUUCGCCGCCGGCCUGCCGGGCCCUCCCACGCCGAUCCCCGGCCUCGACUUCUGCAACGUCACCGUCACCUACACACACCCGGGCUGGCACGACACCAUCAACGUCAACACGCUGCUGCCCGCCGCGGAACGCUGGAACGGGCGGUUCGCGGGCAUCGGCGGCGGCAACCUCGCCACCGGGGGAGGCAUGGUGGCCGAGUUCCUCAUGAUGCCCAUCAUGGCGUCCGGCUUCGCCACCGCCACCACCGACGGCGGGCACUCGACCGACGUCCUCGGCCCCGAGGCCAACGACCCGUCCUGGGCCCUGACCAGCCCCGGCAACGUCAACUGGCCCCUGCUCGUCGACUUCGCCUCCGUCUCGCUGCACGACACGGCCACCAUCGGCAAGGCCGUCGCCGAGGCCUUCUACGGCUCCGCCCCGGCCUACUCCUACUUCCACGGCGGCUCCACCGGCGGCAGGCAGGGCCACAUGCUCGCGCAGCGGUACCCGCAGGACUACGACGGCAUCAUCGCCCUCUUCCCCGCCGUGAACUGGGUCCAGUUCUUCUUCGCGAGCUUCUGGCCCAAGUUCGUCAUGGACCAGCUGCGCACCUACCCGCGGCCCUGCGAGUUCGAGGCCAUCACGGCCGCCGUCGUCGCCGCGUGCGACGGCCGCGACGGCGUCGAGGACGGCAUCCUCUCCCGAAUCGACCUCUGCGACGACUUCGACCCCCACGACGUCGUCGGCAAGGCCGUCGACUGCGACGGCGUCGAGACCACGGUGUCGUCCGCGGCCGCGGACGUGAUCCAGGCGACGUGGGACGGGCCGCGAAGCGCCACGGGCGAGUUUCAGUGGUACGGGUUCGGCAAGGGCACCGACCUGACGCAGCCCCUCACGGGGCCGAUCCAGGUCCGGUGCGACGGCGGAGACUCGUGCGGCGCCGAGCAGCUCGCCGUCUGGGCCCGGUACUGGGUCAGGAAGGACCCCUCGUUCGACAUCGGCGCGAUCUCGCAUGAGGAGUGGGACGACCUCGUGCACGCCUCCGUCAACGAGUUCGACUCCGUCAUCGGGACCUCGGACCCGGACCUGUCCGCCUUCAAGAGGAGGGGCGGCAAGAUGGUCAACUGGCACGGCACCGUGGACGCGGCGAUCCCCUUGAACGGGAGCACGGACUACUACGACCGUGUCCUGGCCCGCGACCCGGAGGCCCAGGACUACUAUCGCUUCUUCGUCGCGCCCGGCGCCGGCCACUGCUUCAACUGCGGCCCGAGCCCGCCGCCGACGCUGGACUACAUCAUCGACUGGGUCGAGAAGGGCGUGGCCCCCGACACCCUGCGGGCGUCGGGGGAAAACGGGCAUGGUGUCCAGGUGGAGAGAGACCUAUGCAUGUAUCCCAAGGUCCAGCACUAUGCGGGAGGGGAUCCGAGGGUUGCCUCGUCCUUCGUUUGCGUCUAG
Colletotrichum higginsianum IMI 349063 is the source of this 1629-nucleotide messenger RNA. Its product is annotated as Carboxylic ester hydrolase. The coding region runs from base 1 to 1629 and encodes 542 amino acids. The transcript has a single exon. The record is from RefSeq and is a predicted model, not a curated record. Lineage: Eukaryota; Fungi; Ascomycota; Sordariomycetes; Glomerellales; Glomerellaceae.